AGCUCUAAUGUCAUUUUUAUGUCAAAGUGGUCCUUAGAAAUUUAGUGAAUUUUAUAUUUUAAUAAUUUCUUACUCGUUUUUAUAAAAAUUGUCCUAAAAAGCAAUUAAUUAGAUGCUAUGCAAUAGGUUGUAUUAAAUUUCAUCUAUUAAAUACUAUAAUGGCGGACAGAGAUCUGUCAUUAGGACCUCGAGAAGGAGUAACGUACCCGGUUAGGGUUCAAUACUGUGGAAACUGUUCUAUGCCGAUAGAAUAUUGCGAAUAUUAUCCUGAAUAUGAUAAAUGUAAACAAUGGUUAGAGAAAAAUUUACCAACAGAGUUUGAAAAAGUGAAAAUAGAUGAAGAAGAUAAUGCAGGUGGUGAAGAAGAAAAAAAACGCCAGAAGCGUGGUGGUAAGGGUAUGCUAAAGUCUAAGAAAAAGGAUGAAGUUCCCAAGUUAGUUCAAGUAUCCCGAGCUCCUCGAGGGAAAAAGAAAUCUGUCACAGUUGUGUCUGGUUUAAGUACUUUUGCUAUAGAUUUGAAAGUUGCAGCAAAGUUCUUUGGCACAAAAUUUGCAUGUGGAUCGUCAGUUACUGGUGAAGAUGAAAUAGUUAUUCAAGGUGAUGUGAAGGAUGAUCUAUUUGAUGUAAUUCCUGAAAAGUGGCCAGAGAUUGAUGAAGAUAGUAUUGAAGAUUUGGGAGACCAAAAGAGAUAGACUGAAUAUCAGUAAAUUAUGAUUCUGUUCUCUUGAUUGCAACAACAGUCGUUCUUUUAUUUGGGCAAAAUAGAAAUGAAAUUUUGUCAAUCAUUUAUUUAUUUUAUCAGCUUUUGUCAUAAAUAAAGAAUACUUUUACAGGAAGAAA
Messenger RNA from Bicyclus anynana (squinting bush brown), 840 nucleotides. RefSeq names its product density-regulated protein homolog (gene DENR). Lineage: Eukaryota; Metazoa; Arthropoda; Insecta; Lepidoptera; Nymphalidae. Gene Ontology annotation, molecular function: mRNA binding; translation initiation factor activity. Bases 159 to 692 code for a protein of 177 amino acids. The record is from RefSeq and is a predicted model, not a curated record. The transcript has 4 exons. Gene Ontology annotation, biological process: translation reinitiation; formation of translation preinitiation complex.